Molecule: messenger RNA, 5002 nt
Organism: Lacerta agilis (Sand lizard)
Lineage: Eukaryota; Metazoa; Chordata; Lepidosauria; Squamata; Lacertidae
Gene: PIK3CB
Product: phosphatidylinositol-4,5-bisphosphate 3-kinase catalytic subunit beta
Exons: 24
Coding region: 450-3650 (1066 amino acids)
Biological process (GO): phosphatidylinositol-3-phosphate biosynthetic process; phosphatidylinositol-mediated signaling; cell migration
Cellular component (GO): cytoplasm; plasma membrane; phosphatidylinositol 3-kinase complex
Molecular function (GO): 1-phosphatidylinositol-4-phosphate 3-kinase activity; 1-phosphatidylinositol-3-kinase activity
Source: RefSeq, a predicted model, not a curated record
CGCCCUCCCCCUUCCCGCGCGCCGGGGAGGGAGAGUGCGCGCGCCCGGCCGCCUUUCGCCAGACAGGCAUACUCGCCGCAAGGGGGCUGGCGCCGGCCGGAGCGACCUGGGCCCCGGAAGGUACCGUACGAGCAGGAGUUGCCGGUGACAGGGGCAGGCCAGGGAAAGCCGCCGCCGCGUUGGCUACGAAGAACAGCGGCCAGAGGAGGAAGAAAGAGCCUGUGGCGGCUGAGGGAAAGCUGGAGCUGCUGUGGCUGCCGCCGCCCUUGCUUGUCCAGGCUAACUUUUGAUCAUCUGAUAGAGCCUUCCAAGGAAACCAGGAGAAAAGAUGGUUUGUACAAAUAAGCUUACAUAGCCAGAAUGAAAUUAGAAGAGUUCUCUGGAAAAAAGCAAAAAUGUAAGCUCUUCCUUUUUCAAGGACCACAUGGUUAUGAGAUUUAAAGUCCAUUAUGCCUCCUGCCAUGGCAGAUGCCCUAGACAUCUGGGCAGUAGAUUCACAGAUAGCAGCUGAUGGCUUAAUAUCUGUGGACUUCCUGCUUCCCACUGGAAUUUACAUCAGUCUAGAUGUCCCACGUGAUGCCACUAUCGGUCUUAUAAAACAGCUAUUAUGGAAGGAAGCACAGAGUUACCCUCUGUUUCAUCUUCUUAUGGAGAUCGACUCCUAUAUGUUCUCUUGUGUGAACCAAACAGCGGUACGUGAAGAACUGGAAGAUGAGACACGCAGGCUCUGUGACGUUAGACCGUUCCUUCCUGUCCUUCAACUAAUUACAAGAAGCUGCAACCCAGGGGAAAAAUUGGACUCUAAAAUAGGUGUCCUCAUAGGAAAAGGCCUCCAUGAGUUUGAUGCCCUACAAGACCCAGAAGUCAAAGAAUUCCGGAUUAAAAUGCGGCGAAUCAGUGAAGAGAAGAUGCAGUCACUUGUGGGGCUGUCUUGGAUGGACUGGUUGAAGUACACUUACCCACCGCACCUAGAGCCAGCAACACAGGAAAACCUCCAAGAUAAACUUUAUGGCGGCAAUCUAGUUGUGGCUGUUCAUUUUGACAACUGCCGGGACGUAUUUAGUUUUCAGGUGUCUCCUAAUAUAAACCCUAUCAAGCUGAAUGAACUAGCAAUUCGUAAACGUUUAACUAUCCAUGGAAGAGAAGACGAAGAAGUUGAUCCUUCUGACUAUGUUCUGCAAGUUAGUGGAAGACUGGAAUAUGUUUUUGGGGACCAUCCAUUAAUUCAGUUCCAGUAUAUCCAUCGUUGUGUGAUGAGCAGAGCCCUUCCUCAGCUCACUCUUAUUGAAUGCAGCACCAUAAAAAAAAUGUGUGAUCAGGAAAUGGUGGCUAUAGAAGCUGCCAUAAACCGAAAACCAGGCAACCCUCCUGUUCCUCUACCACCCAAAAAAACACGUUUGACUCAAAGUGUAUGGGAUAUUAACAAUCCUUUCAAGGUAGUCCUAGUGAAUGGCAACAAGUUGAACACAGAAGAGACAGCUAAGGUUCAUGUCAGGGCUGGUCUCUUCCAUGGAACUGAGCUCCUUUGCAAGCCUAUCGUAAGCUCAGAAAUAUCUGGGAGAAAUGACCAUGUUUGGAACGAACCCUUGGAAUUUGAUAUCAACGUCUGUGAUUUGCCAAGAAUGGCUAGGCUGUGCUUUGUGGUCUAUGCUGUGAUGGAUAAAAAGAAAAAAAAUAAUCCAAGCAAGACACUUAAUCCGUCCAAAUACCAGACCAUUAGGAAAGCUGGCAAAGUGCACUACCCUGUCGCCUGGGUCAAUACUAUGGUGUUUGAUUUUAAAGGACAAUUGAAAACUGGAGACCUCGUACUGUACAGCUGGUCGUCAUUUCCUGAUGAACUUGAAGAAAUGUUGAAUCCAAUGGGAACUGUGCAGACAAAUCCAUACACUGAAAAUGCAACAGCUUUGCAGAUCAAAUUUCCAGAGUAUUCCAAAUUUCCUAUUUAUUACCCUCCCUUUGAUAAGAUACUUGAAAAGGCAGCUGAAAUUGCAAGAAAUAAUGAUAGCUCUGGUAUGGCAGGCCGUGGUGGCAAAAAGUUCUACAUUGAGCUAAAGGAGAUUAUGGAAAGGGACCCCUUGUCUCAGCUCUGUGAAAAUGAAAUGGAUCUCAUUUGGACUUUACGGUAUGACUGUCGUGAAAACUUCCCACAAUCCCUGCCAAAGCUGUUGCUCUCUGUCAAAUGGAACAAACUUGAAGAUGUUGCUCAGCUUCAGGCUCUUCUCCAGAUAUGGUCCAAGCUGCCUCCCAGAGAAGCAUUAGAGUUACUGGAUUUCAAUUAUCCAGAUCAAUAUGUAAGAGAAUAUGCAGUAGGCUGUUUAAGGCAGAUGAGUGAUGAAGAACUUUCUCAGUAUCUUCUGCAGCUUGUGCAAGUAUUGAAAUAUGAACCUUUUCUCGACUGUGCUCUCUCCAGGUUCCUGCUAGAGAAAGCUCUGGCAAAUAGGAGGAUAGGACAGGUGCUGUUUUGGCAUUUGAGAUCAGAAGUGCACAUACCUGCCAUUUCAGUGCAGUUUGGUGUGAUACUUGAAGCUUACUGCCGUGGAAGCAUUGCUCACAUGAAAGUACUUUCCAGACAGGUUGAAGCAUUGAAUAAGAUGAAGACUUUGAAUAGUAUAAUAAAACUGAAUGCUGUGAAACAAAGCAGAGCCAAAGGAAAAGAUGCAAUGCACACCUGUUUAAAACAAAGGACCUACAAAGAAGCCCUUUCCAAUCUCCAGUCCCCUCUGAAUCCUUCCGUUUUGCUUUCAGAACUGUAUGUGGAGAAAUGUAAAUACAUGGACUCUAAAAUGAAGCCCUUGUGGAUCGUAUACAACAAUAAAGUGUUUGGUGGAGAUCUGGUAGGGAUCAUCUUUAAAAAUGGAGAUGAUCUACGGCAAGACAUGUUAACACUUCAGAUGUUACGCCUGAUGGAUUUACUUUGGAAAGAGGCUGGUCUAGAUCUUCGAAUAUUGCCUUAUGGAUGUUUAGCAACAGCAGAUCAUUCUGGCUUAAUUGAGGUUGUUUCUACUUCUGAGACAAUUGCAGACAUUCAGCUAAAUAGUAGUAACGUUGCUGCCGCUGCUGCAUUCAACAAAGAUGCUCUCUUAAAUUGGCUUAAAGAAUACAAUUCCGGAGAUGAUUUGGAUCGAGCCAUUGAGACAUUUACUCUAUCUUGCGCUGGCUACUGUGUAGCUACUUACGUGCUGGGCAUAGGAGACAGACAUAGUGACAAUAUUAUGGUCAGGAAGAAUGGCCAGCUCUUCCACAUAGAUUUUGGCCAUAUUCUUGGAAACUUCAAAUCCAAAUUUGGAAUUAAAAGGGAGCGAGUGCCUUUCAUCCUUACCUAUGAUUUUAUACAUGUCAUUCAGCAGGGGAAAACUGGAAACACUGAAAAAUUUGGCCGGUUCCGCCAAUGUUGUGAAGAAGCGUACUUGAUUCUGCGAAAACAUGGAAACCUAUUUAUCACUCUCUUUGCACUGAUGUUAACAGCUGGGCUUCCAGAGUUAACCUCUGUUAAAGACAUCCAGUAUCUAAAGGACUCCCUUGCCUUAGGAAAGAAUGAUGAAGAGGCACUAAAGCAAUUUAAGCAGAAAUUUGACGAGGCGCUCAGAGAAAGCUGGACUACUAAAGUGAACUGGAUGGCACACACGGUCCGGAAGGAUUACCGAUCCUAGAUGGUUCAUGAAUUUGCACUAAGCUUAAUGUUACCCUGACAAUAAAGUAUUAAAAGGGAAACAACAGACCUUUUCUCAAAACAGGACCCAAGGAAAUUGCCUGAACAAUUCCUGAUUUUAUUUUGCACUCUGCUUUGGAAUGCUUCAACAAGAUUCGGGAUUUUGUAACAUUAGCAGAUUCCUCAAUCGCUUCUGCUGACUUUGCACGCUGAAAGCUACUACUAAGCUUUUAUAUUAUUAUUAUUAUUUUGAUACACUGAGAAGCUGUAAAUAUUUGAGAUUUUUUAUGUUUGGACAGUGUUCUCUAACUUGGUCUACAUGGGUAGAGACUUUUUGAAGAUCUGAUUGCUAAACGGCAUCAGAGAUGUUUCAGAUUUCUUUAAUUCUGCUGCAACUGAAGAUUGUUGUAUGUAUAUAUACUAUUUUUUUCUGGCACAAAAGUAUUUGUUCUGCUGUAAAUAACUGCCAGACCAUUCAUUGUACAGCAGGGUGCUGCUUUGUUGUCUUGAACUACUGCCAGAAGAAGAGAGGUUUCUACAUUUAAUAAUGAAAAAAAUAUAUUUAAAGAGACCAUUUUGCCCAAGUGCUCUGUGUUGAUAUAAAUGUAUUGGAAUGUAUGUAGAGCAUAUAUGUUUGGGACAACCUUUUGCUCUUGGAAAUUCCACCUCAACGUUUACUGCCUUUUUGAAUUGUAUUGAACGUUCAGCGAAGGCCUGCAACAUCUAAGCUUUUGAAGACACUUCAACAAAGAGUUUGUCACUGGAAAACCAGCAGGCCACCCAUAACAACUAUAUUAUCUGCACACAUUUGUGUAAAUCACAAAACGGAAAGCAUUAUGCAUCAUAGUCAGGUUUUGUAUAUGCAGCUCAAACUAAGGGAAAUGUAUGUUCAAAACCAAGAGAUUGGGAUUUUAAAAAAUGCUAUAUUAUACCAUUUUUAAACAGUACUCCAGAAGGGAGUCAGACCUGUUCUUUACUACUUAAAUGCCUGCAGCACUGUUUGUUUUGUCAAGGAAGUUUGUGUUUUGCCUAAGUUGAUACAUGGGAGAAACUGGAUUUAUUUUAAUUUAUCCAAUGAGGUACCAUACUUAAAGGUGCUUAUAACAGAAGAGUAAUUCAAGUUAAAAGUGCAAUAGGAACUGCUUGUUUAAAGAUGUAAACAUAAAAUGUUUUGAAACAGUGGCGAGGUGGACUUCUAACUACUGCUUACUCGCCAAAGAACACUGGUAGUUCUUAACUUUGGUGAUGAUUGAUUGAUUGAAUGAAUGAAAGUAAUUAUAUAUAAAGUUGUCUUUGAAUCAGAACAAUGAUUUUAAAUAGGAAUUGCAUUAAAGUCUAUUUUACUUUGUCAAA